AUGGAAAGCGAACUAGACGAACUUAACAAUGAAACCUUCGGGGAAGCCGAGAUUGGUGAUUGGGAGUUGGAACAUGAAAAAUUCGUAAUGGAAUAUGAUGCUGAUAAACUCCCUCCCAGUCCCUGUGAAAUUCCAAAGAUAUGGGAAACGGCAGAUCUUUCGGAUUUCUGGUCAGCUGGAGAUCUGGAUGUUUCUCAAUCCUAUGAUUCGGUCUUAAACCUUGAAGAGUCCGUAGAUAAGCUUGUUCGUGAGGAUGAGCUGGAAGACCCUGCCAUUUUGAAUAUUUCGAAGUAUGGUUCGCAUACUCGAACCCAGCAGGUGAUUCCAGUUGCUCCGGUUAUUAAUCCGAGCGAUAUUUGGGGAACGGGAUUGCCUCAAAAUAACCUUCACAAUAUGCAAAACAAUAAUCAUGGUUCCCAUAGAUUGAAUCCACUGUUAGACUUGCUGUCUCAACGGCUGAGUUCAGAUCUUACCGUAUCAAGCAAUCCAAAGGUAGUUCAGAGCCGAACCUUGGAACCACCUGUGGCCAAUACACUUGAUGUUAAUACCCUUUCUGGCCAUCUUGAAUGCUACAAGAAGGGGAUGCAAUCCGAUCUUGUCACUCCAAGUAUUCCCAUACAGCCGCGUCCAUCGCAGCAGCCGCAGCCACUCCUGAGAAUACCGACGCUUCCGCCAGAACAACUCCAAAAACUGCUACUUAGCUCUAAAGGCGUGGUUCCUCCUCAGCGGCAUUUUCUUCCAAACAAUAUGUCCCUCAGCAUGCCUCUGCAGAGGCUCCGGCCGAUGCAGCCUCGAAGUGGCCUCCUCGCGACUCCUCCGGGUCCACCCAUGCCUUAUUUACGCUUUACAUCCCCUCCUCCACCACUCUUAUCAUCUUCAACUCCCCUGACCUCCUCUUGUCACCUUCAGAAGCCCUUUCCAAUAUCACCAAAGGUAUCUUUUCCAUCUCCCAUGCAGCAGCUACAACCACAGCAUCAGUUUUUCCCGCAAUUCUCGCGCCCUUCCCCACUCGAUGCGUCCCGAUUAUCUGACAUCCUCUCCGCUCGCAUCGAGGCAGAACAGCCCGACAAGAUGUCCUUUGAUCCGCGUUUCGGCGCCUGGAUGAGUCCUCAGGAUCAACUCCUCGUUCUCAACUGUCAACUUAGAUCGCUGAACGUCGGUAAUCCUUAUGUGGAGGACUACUACUUCGCAGUGAAGUUUCUGCGCCUAAUAACGAAGGUGCGUGAGGCUAAAUUGGCAGAGACUGGGUUGCCCUCGCGAUUGCCACCGCCCUACGCCAGUAUCCCGGCGCCUGUCACCUCUACGCAGCUGCUUAGUCCCGAUCAUCCACAUCGCAUUGCGCUGCGCUGCCGCUUCAUCAUUACUCUUGUGCGUCGUCGCCGUCCUCUGCCUUCUUCCUCAGCCGGCACCAUCGUUGCUUCUGCUCUUAUGGAGUCAGAGAAUCCUGCGGAGGAGGCAUCGAACAGCCAACUGACGGCUGCAACCGUGGCAUCUCAACCACCACCAACGGUGACGACUGCGCCCACGACUCCAGUGGUGGAGGCGGGCCCCUACUCUACCCAACUGGGACGUCCCACAAAAUCCAAUAUAAAUGCUCAGCGUAUUAUAGCCGACUUGUCAGUUGCCACAGCGCUGGACGAGGAACAGAAGGAACACUUUAAAACUGAGGCGGAGGAGGUGGCAUCGAUGCUAAAGGUGGCGGACAAGACACCGACAAAGAAGGUGCCUGCAGAGGUCUCAUCACGAUCCGCGCACCACCAGGCCGUGGUCGACCAGCGUCGACGUCUGGCUGUUCUCGCUCGCAUUGAGCGUCUCUACGCAACUGUGCUCAGCAUCGAUGAGACGAAUGUCUCACUGGCGCGCAUCUUCGUUCGAAAUGACGAGUCCCGCCACCUAAUGGGACAUCGAUUGAACCUCCUGAAGGUCUUGCACCGCGACCUCUUCAUUAUCAAACAUGCCACCUCUGGGCCACCCAUUGCUGUUAUGAGUAACAACGGUGGCGGUGACUCAGCCUCUGCAAUCUCGGCUACUCGCCAUUUGGCUGUGGAAAUCUUUGAGGUGCCGAAGGGUGUUCGGCUCUUUCCCCUCAUCCUCCGCUUCCUCUUUCCCGAGGAUCGUCAAUUCUGUGUAGCCGAGUUCGUCUCUCAAUUCGCCAAGAUCAGCAGUUCCAUCAAGGCGGGUAUUGACACCUACGCACACUUGCUAUACGCACCAUGCCGUGACGUGAUCUACAAGGGGGCUGAGACCUCGCCCACCUUUAUCUCCUCCUGUCUGCAACUGCCUCUCUCCAACUCCGCCACCGCCUCAUCUUUGGACGCCCUUAUUGAGGGCGAACUGGAGCUCAACGCACUCGCCAUGUUCUCCUCUCGGCUGGGCGUCUCCCUCUUCCUUUGCCUCUUGGAUGCGUGUGCACGCAACUCGCAGAGAGAUGACCCCACUUUAUUCUGCGAGCUCUUCGUGUACGCCUGUCGCAUAGUGGGUGAGCGAGAGCACCAGCGACAACAAGAGGAGCUGCCUACUCCGUUGGAGCGGUUCACGCACUUCGCUCAGCUGGACCCGCACUACUUGAUGCCUUUGCGCCUAGCGGAGGCGUAUGAACGUAAAGCCUUGGCGCGCUGUGGCACCGCCCUCCGUCACCUCGCUAUCCGGCUGCACCCCACCAAUGCCACUACGGUGCCGACCACGCUAUCCCAGUUUACUAGACUUCCACCAGCACCGGCGCCGGCAUUCAUGCGUCCGCAGCCGCAGCUGCAUCCCCCCAGGGACUCAACGCGAGACGCACUGGCGAUCGAGCAGUUGCCCACUCCCGCCAGCUACGUGUAA
Echinococcus granulosus is the source of this 2823-nucleotide messenger RNA. RefSeq lists its product as hypothetical. NCBI's taxonomy places the organism in Eukaryota, Metazoa, Platyhelminthes, Cestoda, Cyclophyllidea, Taeniidae. The coding region runs from base 1 to 2823 and encodes 940 amino acids. The transcript has 14 exons. The record is from RefSeq and is a predicted model, not a curated record. Gene Ontology annotation, molecular function: RNA binding. Gene Ontology annotation, biological process: deadenylation-dependent decapping of nuclear-transcribed mRNA; P-body assembly. Gene Ontology annotation, cellular component: P-body.